Canis lupus familiaris (dog) is the source of this 4153-nucleotide messenger RNA. RefSeq names its product zinc finger protein 311 (gene ZNF311). Bases 669 to 2708 code for a protein of 679 amino acids. NCBI's taxonomy places the organism in Eukaryota, Metazoa, Chordata, Mammalia, Carnivora, Canidae. The record is from RefSeq and is a predicted model, not a curated record. The transcript has 7 exons. Gene Ontology annotation, biological process: regulation of cytokine production; negative regulation of transcription by RNA polymerase II; regulation of immune system process.
UCGGAAGUAAAGCUGUGCAGUUUGCUGGCGGUUCCGGGAGGCGACGGCUGGAAGGUCCGCCUCCAGCCGGUGUGGGUCGGGCAGUCCGCCGGGAGCUCCUGGCUGCUCCCCGAGUGCCCCCGGGGCGCCAGCGGGAGGGCGGGCUCUCCGCUCAGACGGAACUUUCUCGCAGGUGUUCGGGUUCCCUCCCCUCUUCUCGCGCCCAGCAGCCCAUGACCCUUUUUGUGCCCCCAGUUAUUGCUCCCCAGCGUCGCUGCCUGUAUUCUCUCAUCGAGCCACGGGUGCGGUCGCUGAUGCAGGUGUUGGAAGCACAGCCAGGCACACGGCAGGGAGCCUGAAGAGGCCGACCGUAGUGCCGAGUCACUUGCCAUGUUGGAAAGUGGUCAAGUGCUGUUGAAAACCAGAAGAAAGGGAAAGCCAGGAAAACAAGGUGUGAGACCACAGCUGGCCCAAUGCUGCUGAUGAGCCUCAAAUCCAGGGCAUUGUGUCACACAUCAGGCCAACAGCAGCUGCACUGUGGGUCAGCAAGGGCCCUCUGGCUGGCAUCCACCAGGCCACCUCAAAACAUGUUGCCUGGGCAAAGUCGGAACUGACUCUGGAAGUUUGACCCAAGCAGCUGGGAAGAAUCUGGACACAGUGGAAGACCAUAAAGAAAGCUGGGUAAAAAGAUGCAGCAGGUGAUAGCAUCACAUGAGCAUCCAGGACCAGCGCUGCUGUGGAUCCCUGGUGCCCAGCCCCUGCAGGAAAAAGCCCUGCCGAGCCCUCAGCAUCCAGCUGCUGCCAGAGAUGGAAGCUGGGGAGCCGGAACCCGGCCGAGAGAGGAGCCCAGGGCGACCACAGCCAGGAGCUGGGCCUGGGGAAGCAGCGGCUCCCACGCCCUCCCUGCAGACACAGCCCCGCCACAGCUACCUGCUCACCUCCCAAAUCAGGACUGCACGGCUGCACUGCCCCGGCACCCGCUGACCUCCCUGACCUUCGAGGACGUGGCUGUGCGCUUCAGCAGCCCAGAGUGGCGGUGUCUGAACCGCAUGCAGAGGCUCCUCUACACAGACGUGAUGCUGGAAAACUAUAGGAACAUGUUGGCAGUGGGUUCUGCUUUCCCUAAGCCUCCUCUGAUUUCCCAGCUGGAGCAAGGGGCCGAGCCCUGCCUUCCGGACCAGGGGUUCCUGAGCUGCUUCCCAGUAUCACCUGACAAGUCCCGGCCUGGGAAUGAGAAGGCUAUUUUGGAACAGGAGGUUUUGGAGAGUGGGAACGUCUGCAGGGUACAAGUCAGACCUCUCCUGGAAGUCCUAUCCUGGGAUCCUGAGGCUGGAGCGGCUUGUGUGCAGGAGGCCAAGUUAAAGAACCCGGGAGACACGCCGGGGAAGGAAACACUGGGAGAAGACAAGGUGGCCUGCGAGGGAGGAAAGACCCAGAAGGUCCUCAGAAAAAACUCCAGUCUAUCCUCCAAACACGUCCCACGUGAGGGCGUCCUUACGGAGCGGACACCCCACGGAUGUGCCGAGUGUGGCAGGACCUUCAGCUGGCGCUCCGACUUGAUUCUGCACCUGCGCCUGCAUUCUGGAGAAAAGCCCUACGUGUGUAACCAGUGCAGGAAAGCGUUCAGGACCAGAAAGCAGCUCUCCGUGCACCGGAUCAUCCACACAGGGGAGAGACCCUUCGACUGUGGCCAGUGUGACAAGGCCUUCAACAGCAGGUCGGCACUGUGCCGACACAGAAGAGUGCACAGCGGGGAGAAGCCCCACGGCUGCGGCGUCUGUGGGAAGGCCUUUGAGACCAGGAGCCGGCUAAGCCUGCACCAGCUGGUGCACAACGGGGAGAGGCCACACGCGUGCACAACAUGCGGGAAGGCCUUCCAGCUCAAGCACAGCCUCACCCUGCAUGCCAGGAUGCACAGCGGAGAGCGGCCGUACGGCUGUGAGCAGUGCGGGCGCGCCUUCCGCGGCAGCUCGGACCUCAGCAAGCACCGGAGGGUGCACACUGGGGAACGGCCCUAUGAGUGCGGCCAGUGCGGGCAGACCUUCCGCCGCAGCUCCGACCGCAGCAAGCACGCCAGGACGCACGCGCACGGGGAGGCCCGGCGGUGCCCACGCUGCGGACAGGCCUUCGGCAGCCCGGCGGAGCUCGCCAGGCACCGGCUGGGCCACGCCUCGGACAGGCCGUACGCGUGCGGCGAGUGCGGCAGGUCCUUCCGCCACGACUGCCGGCGCCGGGCGCACGAGAGGGCGCACGCCGGGGAGCAGCCCUACCCGUGCGCGCACUGCGGGAAGGCCUUCCGCGACCGCCACUGCCUGGCCGUCCACCAGAGGGUGCACACCGGCGAGAGGCCGUACGCCUGCGCCCAGUGCGGCAAAGCCUUCCGUGGCCGGUCCAACCUGGCCAGCCACCUGCGGACCCACACUGGCGAGCGGCCGUACACCUGCCAGGUGUGCGCCAGGGCCUUCCCGCAGCGCUCUGGCCUGAGGCAGCACGCGCGCAUCCACACCGGCGAGAAGCCCUACGGCUGCCGGGAGUGCGGCCGGGCCUUCCGCCAGCGUGCGGCCCUGCUGGGGCACCAGCGCGUCCACACCGGCGAGAAGCCCUACGAGUGCGAGCAGUGCGGGAAGGCCUUCAGGGUCAGUGCCAAUCUCACCGGACACAAGCGAAGGCGGCACCGGGCACAGAGAGCCCACCGACUGGAGGACGGUGGCACAGGCCUCCCCUCGUAGCUACUGUUUGACCGGACACUCGGGGGAGCCAGCCUGCCCGCUUCUUCCUGAUGCCUGACCCCUGACUGAGGUCCUAGAGCCUGACCUUCCUGGUCAGCAUUGUAGGAGUGCGUCUACUGCCCAGGCCUUGCCAAUCGGUAAUAGUAAUGCUAAAUAGUGUUUUCCACGUGCCAACCGCCCUUCUAAGGGCUUUGCCAUUUUAACUCAUUCAAUCCAUAACAUCCCUAGAGGAUGAGGACAUUAAGGCAGGAAAAGAUGAGACCCACGCAGGGUCACUUGACUAGUAAGUUCUGCACAGAUGCCUGCUGCACACUCCCUUUUGCACCACACCUCUUAGCCUACAACUCAUUUCAUGGAGCAUGUUUUAGUUGAUAAAAUAUUAAUGAUUUGUAGCAAGGUUUUUCUGUCUCUUUUUAACUUAAAGUCUGAAUGGUCCUCUUCUAUGUGGAAUCAAGAUUGCUGAGAUUAGGAUGGGAAGGGAAUGCAAGACAGGGCAGAUUUAGAAGUUACAGAUAAGUGGGAUCCAGCUAAGGCUGCUCUAGUAACAGCUUACAUAGGGAAAGAGCAUGAAGCCCAUCUCACUUUGUUAUAAAUAGAUCAAAAUGUUGAUUUCAUAAAUAUUUUCUGUAUUUAUUUGCAAAACAUAUGAAAUGCUCUUUCAAAUGUACUAGAAAUUUGCAUCUCUUUAUAAGUCUUUCAACAUCUCUUAACACACACCCUUCCUCUUUCAAAUAUUACAAGUCCUUUUCACAGACGAUUAAAAUAAAUACCCACAGCCAAUAAGGCUGUUAAAUGGAAAAUCCUACGGUGGCUCAGUUGGUUAAGCAUGGGACUCCUGAUUUCAGCUCAGAUCAUGGUCUCGGGGUCGUAAACUGAGCUCCCCACUCAGCUCAGAGUCUGCUGGAAAUUCUCUCCCUCGGUUAAAAAAAAUAUAUAUAUAUAGGAGAUGCAAAUAUGCCAACCUGAUUAACAUAAUGACCAUAAUUGAGAAUUAUAUUUAGUUCUAAAUUCCUCAGCUGGUUUAAAAAAAAAAAAAAAAAAAAAGAGCAGUGGGUCAUCCCACAUUUCUCAAAGGUGUUUCACCAGUUAAAGCUUUUAAAAUAAUGACUUUAGGAAAUGCUACCUAGGGGUUUUUUUAAUUCCCUUAAAGACUUCUCGGAGUCUAUAAUAUGGUAAACUCAAUCUUAAAACAGGAAUAAAAAGCAUUGCUUUCCUAGAGUAACUGACCAAACACAGUCCUGUUUGAAGCAUCUUCAUGGGCUCCUGUUUCACAGAAAACCUUUUGGGAAAUGGUUACACAUUAAUACUGAAAAACAAGGUGUCCAAGAGAUGGAUUUUCUAGUAACAAAUUCCAGAAAAGAUUACAUGGUUUCUCAUUUAAAAAAAAAAAAAAGCAGAUUAAAACGUUGUUCCUUUAGUUUCUACAGGAAAUUUCAUGUUUUUUA